This is a messenger RNA of Nasonia vitripennis (jewel wasp), 1158 nucleotides long. It is a transcript of the gene Or242, whose product is annotated as odorant receptor 242. Gene Ontology annotation, molecular function: olfactory receptor activity; odorant binding. The coding region runs from base 1 to 1158 and encodes 385 amino acids. Gene Ontology annotation, biological process: sensory perception of smell; detection of chemical stimulus involved in sensory perception of smell. The record is from RefSeq and is marked inferred. Lineage: Eukaryota; Metazoa; Arthropoda; Insecta; Hymenoptera; Pteromalidae. The transcript has 6 exons. Gene Ontology annotation, cellular component: plasma membrane.
AUGAUCAUGGAGAAAGAAGUGGAAAAGUACAAGAAGUACAAAAGUAACUUGAAGUUCAUGAUAGUAUCCAACGGCGUUUGGCCUGAUUACGAAAAGCAUCCCUACUGCGUGAGAAAGUUUUUAAACUUUUGUUCCAUAUCCUCGAUUUCGAUGACUAACUACUGUAUGAUGCUCUUCGUCAUCGCAACCACAACCGACGUCAGAAGUUUCACAAGUUUCUUCGGGCUACUUUUAGGUGGUUUUGGAAAUCUUUUCAAGGUUUGCGCAUUGACUAUGAACCAGAAGGAGCUGCAUGCUCUGAACGAAGGGAUUUCAGCGAGCUUCGAGAGGAACCUGAGGGUUCCCGAAAAUCGACCUCACUUGUUAGCUAACUUUCCUAUGUUCUCCAAGUUUUUCAACUUUCUCAGUUAUUCUACGCUUGGAACUAUAGGCUUCCUCACUGUGAUCCCUUUACUGCAUCUCAGACACGGAACGUAUUCGAGGAUGUGGCCGAUACUUUUGCCCUUCAGUUAUGAACCAGGAGGGACAAUCCACUGGAUAAUUUUUGUAUUCGAACUGGUGGUUUCAUUCUUUGCCUGGAUCACCACUUGCGGGGUCGACUGUCUCUUCGGACUGUAUUCCCUUCAUAUAGUCGGAGAGAUGAGAUUGUUGAGCAGUAGGUUCCAAAAAUUGGAGUGGAGUGAAAACUAUCGCAAAGAUAUAAGAUCUUGCGUCAAGAGUCAUUUAUUGUUGCUGAAAACCCUCAGCCAGAUGCAGGAAGCCUUUGGAGAUCUGGCGGUUUGGUUUGCCUUCAACAGUGCUGCAUCCCUUUGUACGCUUGUCUUUCAAUUCUCGCAGUUAACGGUAAUGAACCCUGCAAGAGUGCUGUACUUGUUAUGCCAUACCUGCAUAAAGUUGGUGCAGGCAUAUUCGUAUUCUUGGUACGGAAAUAUCAUCACUGUAGAGAGCGAAGUCUGCUUGAACGCUGCGUACAAUUCGCAUUGGCCAAAUCACGGUGACAAGCAUUUCAUGAGGGAUGUACUCAUUAUUUUGUUGCAACGACCAAUGGUCUUCAAAGCCAAAUCCUUUAUAGCGCUGAGAUUGGACCUGUUCGCAAGGAUUGCAAAUACUACUCUAUCUUACUUCUUUUUGCUACAGACUUUAGAUGAAAAAGUCUAA